Frieseomelitta varia is the source of this 3378-nucleotide messenger RNA. Its product is annotated as aminopeptidase N-like. The record is from RefSeq and is a predicted model, not a curated record. Gene Ontology annotation, biological process: proteolysis; peptide catabolic process. Gene Ontology annotation, molecular function: peptide binding; metalloaminopeptidase activity; zinc ion binding. The transcript has 17 exons. The coding region runs from base 25 to 3189 and encodes 1054 amino acids. NCBI's taxonomy places the organism in Eukaryota, Metazoa, Arthropoda, Insecta, Hymenoptera, Apidae. Gene Ontology annotation, cellular component: cytoplasm.
CGAAUAAUUCUUGCAGCUCAAUGUAUGCCACAAUUCAGCGGCGGUCCGGUGGAAUUUAUGACUUGCGAUGACAUCCAAUGCAAAAGGGCCGAUGGCUGGUUCUUAUCGUAUACGAAGAUAGCAGGAAUCAUUGUAGUUUUUAUUAUCGGUGUCGUUGCCGCAGGAUUUCUGGGAUGGUAUAUCAACUCCUUACCACAGAAAAAGGAUUACGAGGCUCUAGACUUGCUGAACGAUGAGAUCGAGAAUACGGAUGAUCUUGGUGAAAAUACGGCUUCACCUUUCGUUCAUCCCUUGAAAUAUCGUUUGGAAUUAACGCCGAUCAUUAUCGAUAUUAAUCUCUCGUCGAAAUUAUUUGGCCGCGUGUUCAUUGAAUUUCAAGUAAACGAUACGACAGGUGUAAACAAACUCUCGUUAAACGCGAAGAAUAUUACAACGACAAAUUGUAAAUUAACAUUGCUGCAUUUGGAAGAGAACAAGAAGCCAUCAAGAAAAAGACGAAGGAGGAGAGCUAAUGAUGCGAUUAAUCAUAAUGGUCAAUGGGACGAUACAAUUUCUGAAAAUGUAGUCAUGGUAACACUGACGGAAAACGAGACAGUUGUACAUAGUAAAGGCUCUGAAAAUCCAUCAGAAAGCAAGUCUACUGUUGAUGAAUCAAAGAUUCCAUUGGUAAAUUACGCAUCAGUCGGCGAAAUUAAUAGUUCACGUGCAAAUGCUGUUGUACAAUUCGGACCUGAAUCUUUCGAGAAUGCGUCUUUGCAAAUGCGGAUUGCAAAUUACGAUACAGACGAGGACAAAGAAGUUCACACGAUUCAUUUAGAGAAACAGAUACAGCAAGGAGUUUAUUUGUUGGAAAUCGAAUAUGAAUUGUCAAUCAGUGACAAUGUAUUUUUCCUCGCAAAUUAUAGUUCAUCCGACGGAGAAAACUGGCUAAUGGGGACAAAAUUGAAACAUUGUGGUGCCCGAUGCCUUUUCCCGGUUUUCGACGAUGCGACAUACAAGUCAGUAUUUUCCGUAUCCAUCGCACGUCCCAAGGAAAUGACAGUACUUUCGAACAUGCCUCUCAGGACUUUAAGGGAUGCUCUGGACAGUUCACUGGUGAUCGAUACUUUUGACGAUUCCCCGCCCAUUUCACCGCACAAUUUGGCUUUUGUAAUGGGGCACAUCGAGGCCAUAAACGCGACACUUAUAGGAGACACCGAAGUAGUUGCAACGUUCUGGCGUGAUUCGAACAGAACCUUACCAGAGAUUUACCUAUUCGACAAACUGAACUCGGUUGUCGUUAACCUGAUGGACGUGUUUUUGACGUCUUACCCCUAUCCCAAGCUGGAUCUGGUGGGUUUGCCUCUAGGGAUAAACGAGAACAUGGGAAGCCCUGGAUUAAUUGCUAUCAAGCAGUCGUUGUUCUACGCUAGCGAGAAAUCGCCGCAGGUCACGAAACAUAACGCUUUGAAGGUUCUGGUCACUCUGAUAGGGCAGCAAUGGCUGGACGAGUUUAUGAACGUGAAUCGAACGAACGCGUGGAUCUUCGAGAGUCUGCUCGAUCAUCUCAAAUACGAAAUCAUCCAGAAGAUAGAUUUGUCAUUGGACCCGGCCGAUUCCUUUAUCAUCGAUGUUCAGCUGCACAUGAUGGAGAUGGAUGGUUAUAGCAUUUCAAGGCCUUUUCACGAAAAUGUCAACUACCAUCCAUUGCCAUCGAUUGAUUAUGAGCAUGCGAAAGGUGCAUGUCUGAUACGCAUGUUGCAUGGCGCGAUAAGUGAUACCGACUUUAGAAACGGCUACCAGAAACUGAUAACCAGGUGGAAGUAUAAUAGCACGGAUGUUGUCGAUUUCAUGAAUAUUUUGGCGGAAGGAGCGAUGGAACUUCCGCCUGGAGUUUCAUUGGUACAGACGAUCAAUUCAUGGAUCUUUCAAGGUGGAUAUCCACUUGUAACAGUCAUAAGAAAUUACAUGAACGAAUCCGCUGUUAUUUAUCAGGAACAAUUUUCACUCGAUCGUCCGUUAGAAAGUAUUACUAAAUUCUGGUAUAUCCCAUUGAGUUACACUAAUAAUUACAGUAAUUGGUCGUCUCCUUCAAAAAUAUGGUUCCCACCUGAACUUAAAAUUACCUUGGAUAACAUUGGUUCCAAUGAAUCUUGGAUACUUUUCAAUGUAAAUAAAACUGGUUUCUAUCGUGUAAAUUACGAUGACAGAAAUUGGAUGCUGUUAAAGCUGGCUCUGGUGGAAAAUCACGACUCAUUUCCGGCAGAAACGAGAGCAUCACUCAUAGAUGAUGUUUUUAGUUUAGCUGAAAUAGGCUUCGUGAAAUACGAAGCCGCGUUUGAGUUUAUUAAAUAUAUGCAAAUGAAGGAAAGACAUUAUAUACCGUGGGGUGCGUUUAUGCGGCACAUGCUCAAAUUAAAUAGGCUCCUAUAUGAAACCUCAGUUUUCAAUGAUUUCCAGGAAUUUAUGGUAAGAUUUGUAUCCCCGUUGUACAGUGAAGUAGGAUCGAAGCUGGACGAAGGUUCGCCAUUGACAAUGAUUGCUGUGAAACUUGCAUGCGUCUUCGAGCAUUCGGAGUGUUUGAACUGGACGAAAAACGUUUUCGAAAGCGAUAAGACUGACGACGAAGUCCAAGAACUUGUCCCUUCUUACAUACGGGAAACGUUUUAUUGCACUAUUGCGCGUUAUGGAACCCGAAAAGUGUGGAAUUAUUUCACGGAGAAAGUAACGUCCACCGAGGACGAGGAAGAAAGGAGACGUUUGUUAUCGUCAUUCGCCUGUUUUCAAGCUCCUUGGAUUCUACAAUCUAUUCUCAACGAAAUACUUCACGAGGAGCGGUUCCAAGAGGACGAAAUAUCAAUAAUUUUGAACGCAUUUCCGCAAAAUCCAGCUGCGGCUCAAAUUUCAUCACGAUUCGUUCGAGCAAAUUGGCAGGAAAUUGUGCAGAGAUUUUCAGGAUCUUAUUCAGUGUUGAAAUCCUUCGUUCUGUCCAUGGUCAACGGUUUGACAACCGAACAGGAUUUAGAAGACCUUCAAAUAUUCAGAGAGAUUAACUACGACAGCAUGAAGGGAACAAGGUAUGCCGCAGCGCUUGUCGAAGCGAACGGAAAUUUCGUAACAGCGUGGUUGAAGAAUUCUUUGCCGCAAAUUGAGAAUAUAUUAAAAGAAGAAGAAGAAGAAGAAGAAGCGCAGAGGUCUGUGACCUCAUGAGAAUAGCUGAUAAAAGUGGAAGAACAAACAAGCUCAAUCAGUUUUUUAAAGACUUGCACUUUAUGCCGUGUGGUUCACAAGUGGUUUACCGAUUGAGGAGGAACCGCGGAGCUUAUCGAUAUACGACGACUCGAUAAAACGUCUUCCACGCUAACAACGCUUUCUAAUGGCAGUAUUUACGGAACCAAU